Musca vetustissima is the source of this 1071-nucleotide messenger RNA. RefSeq lists its product as uncharacterized. The transcript is spliced from 2 exons. Bases 1 to 1071 code for a protein of 356 amino acids. The record is from RefSeq and is a predicted model, not a curated record. Lineage: Eukaryota; Metazoa; Arthropoda; Insecta; Diptera; Muscidae. Gene Ontology annotation, biological process: positive regulation of Notch signaling pathway. Gene Ontology annotation, cellular component: nucleus.
AUGGAAGCAAUUUGGAAUGAUUUUGACUUAAAGAAACCACCAUUUCUUACACUUCCCUCAACAAAAACUUCAUUUGUGGUAAAUCUUCAUGGGAUCAUUGAAACCUUCUUCAGCAAAUACACCAAGUAUGAGGAAGAGUUCACAGAAACUGCAGCUCUCCUGGGGAGAUUGAUGGCACGACGUAAAAAUUCAUUUAACAAAAUGAAAGGAUUUAAAGAUAUUUGUAAAAUAAAUUCGGCAUUGUGUCGUCUUUUGCGGCUGGAUUUCAAAAGAGAUUUGGAAAGCUUUAGAAGUACGCUACCCGAUGUGGCCUACGAUGAGGAUACCUUGAUACACUUACCAACAAGAGAUACUUUUGAUUUUCUCCUUACACGCCUUGUGGCCUUUUGUGAACUGUAUAAACGCAUUGUUGAGUGUUGCGUACAGGCAGCUGAAUAUUUUACAGGUCAAUUAAAGAUACAUUUCUUUUUCGAAACCUGCACCCUACUGUUAGCUGUACUCGCAAAAAUUCAUAAUUUAAGUAUAAAACAGGGAAAUCUUGCUGUACACUUCUACAAUAAUCUACAACAAUAUCGCGAGAAGCUACCUUCCAAUGAAAAAUCAAAAUUCCAAGCGAUUUCAAAUUCUUUACCGUCCCAAAUAGAAACUAUAAAAAAAGUAAUCAUGGCCAGGGAGGAAUAUGAAACAAAAUCAGAUGUAAAAGGAAUUCAAGAUGAUGCAUCAACGAUGAAAGACAUUUUGGAGCAGGAAUGUCAUGAUGCACCAAAAACCCCGGUAAAGGCAAAAAAAUUGAAGAAGGCUGAUUUAGGGAAAAUCAUAGAACGUUCCCCAGCAGCUAGUGAGAAAGUAACGAAAUUCAAUAUAGACAAUCUGCAAACUGUUCAGGAUGUACAAAAAUUUAUAACUUCUGAAACUAAGGAAAGGUCACAAAAUACAAAGUCAUGUAUAACGAAAAAUGUUCAAAGUCAUGAAUGGGCUGGUGCCACAAAACUAUUUGAGCGCAAAAUAAUAGCGGGUGAAGAAAAAAAGGCGAUAAAUAUUUUUAAAAAAUUUAUAAGUUCAAAAUUAUAA